UUACUGCGGACUUACAGCAACAUUCCCGAGAAUGAAGUGGAGAGUCAUCUGCGUGUGAUAAGAGACAAGGCCUUUGGCGUCCACCCAUACGGCUGUAUCGGGAAGUGGAACUUCCUGGACCUGUACAUGCCCGAUGUGCCUCAGUAUCCGGAGGUGGUAGAGCGGGUGAAGGCCGGCGAGGUCCUGCUCGACGUCGGGUGCUGCUUCGGGGCGGUGCUGCGCCAGCUCGUCGCCGACGGGGCGUCCGACGAGAAUCUCAGAGGUGCCGACCUCCAACCUUCAUUCAUCGACCUCGGAUAUGAGCUGUUCAAAGAUCGAGACCGGUUCCGCGCCAAAUUCCUCACAGGUGAUAUGACGGACCCCGCCGACAGGUCCUUUGACAACUUUAAUGGCACCGUUGACAUCGUGCACGCGGCCAGCUUCUUCCACCUGUUCUCGAGGGAGAAGCAGAUCCGCGCUGGCGAGAAGAUCGCUGGGUUUUUCAAGCCCCAGGCGAACGCUCUUGUGUUUGGCCGGCAGAGGGGCCGUCGCCAGACGAUGGAGACGGACGAGCCUGGGGAGCGGGGCCAGCUGAGAUAUUUCCACAAUGAGCAGACAUGGCAGGCUAUGUGGGAUGAGAUUGGACGUCGUACCGGGACGCGCUGGAAG
Molecule: messenger RNA, 648 nt
Organism: Cryphonectria parasitica EP155
Lineage: Eukaryota; Fungi; Ascomycota; Sordariomycetes; Diaporthales; Cryphonectriaceae
Exons: 2
Source: RefSeq, a predicted model, not a curated record